CAUCUUUGUCCCCUUAAACAAACUCUUCACAAAAACAAAAAUAGCACAAUGGAUUACAAUAGGCUCGGACCAUCAGGUUCGGUAACACACCCGAACCAGAAAGACCCUGCCACGUCACUCCCGGAGAUACAGAAGAAAACUAAGACUAAGCUGAUUCUCUUCACUUUAGCACUACUAAUUGUCGCAGUGGUCUGCUUCGGUAUCUUUGCCGGCAUCCGAGCCGGAGGUUCGGAUAAACACGAACCGAAACUAACCCGUAAACCGACCCGGGAAAUUUCCCGAACCUGUAGCAAAGCCCAAUACCCGAACCUCUGCAUCGACACGCUCCUAGACUUUCCGGGAUCUUUAACCGCCGACGAGCAAGAGCUAAUCCACAUCUCCUUCAACGCGACGCUUCAGAGUUUCAGCAAAGCGCUUUACUCGUCGUCGACGAUCUCCUACACUCAUAUGCCGCCACGUGUACGGUCAGCUUACGAUUCCUGCCUCGAGCUGCUCGAUGACUCAGUAGACGCGCUCUCACGCGCUCUCUCCUCCGUCUCCUCCAGUAACGAUGAGUCUCGUUCCGACGUGAUGACGUGGCUUAGCUCCGCGAUGACCAACCACGACACGUGUACGGACGGAUUCGAAGAGAUUGAAGACGGAGGAGGAGGAGGAGUGAAGGAUCAAAUCAUCGGAGCGGUGAAGGACUUGUCGGAGAUGGUGAGCAAUUGCUUGGCGAUAUUCUCCGGCAACGUCAAGGAUUUGACCGGAGUUCCGGUGGUGAACAAUAGGAGGUUGCUUGGGGAAAAAGAAACAACAGAGGAGUUUCCGAUUUGGUUGAAGAGAAGAGACAGAGAGCUUCUCGGUACUCCGGCGACGGCGAUUCAAGCGGAUAUCACGGUGUCUAAAGACGGUACCGGAACAUUCAAAACAAUCGCUGAGGCGAUCAAGAAAGCGCCGGAGCAUAGUAGCCGUCGGUUCGUCAUCUACGUCAAAUCAGGAAGGUACGAAGAAGAGAAUCUUAAGGUUGGGAGGAAGAAAACAAACUUAAUGUUCAUCGGAGACGGCAAGGGUAAAACGGUCAUAACCGGUGGAAAAAGCAUCACCGAUGAUUUAACUACUUUUCACACCGCCACUUUCGCUGCGACGGGAGCUGGAUUUAUAGUGAGAGACAUGACGUUUGAGAACUACGCCGGACCGGCUAAGCACCAGGCGGUGGCGCUCCGAGUCGGCGGAGACCACGCGGUGGUUUACCGUUGCAAUAUCAUCGGUUACCAAGACGCGCUCUACGUACAUUCAAACCGACAGUUUUUCCGCGAGUGCGAUAUUUACGGAACGGUAGAUUUCAUUUUCGGUAAUGCAGCUGUGAUUUUACAAAGCUGUAACAUCUACGCGCGUAAACCAAUGGCUCAGCAGAAAAUCACUAUCACGGCUCAAAACCGGAAAGACCCGAACCAAAACACCGGGAUUUCGAUCCACGCCUGUAAGCUACUGGCCACGGCGGAUCUCGAAGCCUCGAGAGGUAGUUUUCCGACGUAUCUUGGUCGUCCGUGGAAGUUAUACUCUAGAGUUGUGUACAUGAUGUCUGAUAUGGGCGACCAUAUUGACCCUAGAGGAUGGUUGGAGUGGAACGGUCCGUUUGCUUUGGACACGUUGUAUUACGGUGAGUAUAUGAACCGAGGGGCCGGUUCAGGUACUGGUCAACGAGUCAAGUGGCCCGGUUAUCGUGUUAUUACCUCGACGGUCGAGGCUAGCAAGUUUACGGUGGCUCAGUUCAUUGCCGGUUCAGCGUGGUUACCGUCUACCGGCGUGGCUUUCUUCUCCGGUUUGUCACAAUAGGCUAUCUCAGCCUUGUAUGUAACUUUAGAUGAAUGAUUUUUAUAUACAAAACUUAAGAUUUAUGUAAAACAUAGUCCACAAGCCAUUUUUAAGUGUACUUAUCAUAUAUGACAGAACAUCUUCUUGAAUGAAAUAAAAAUUGUUUUUUCCUGA
Molecule: messenger RNA, 1971 nt
Organism: Eutrema salsugineum
Lineage: Eukaryota; Viridiplantae; Streptophyta; Magnoliopsida; Brassicales; Brassicaceae
Product: probable pectinesterase/pectinesterase inhibitor 61
Exons: 2
Coding region: 49-1818 (589 amino acids)
Biological process (GO): cell wall modification
Molecular function (GO): pectinesterase activity; pectinesterase inhibitor activity
Source: RefSeq, a predicted model, not a curated record